Molecule: messenger RNA, 1485 nt
Organism: Mucor mucedo
Lineage: Eukaryota; Fungi; Mucoromycota; Mucoromycetes; Mucorales; Mucoraceae
Exons: 1
Source: RefSeq, a predicted model, not a curated record
ACCUUACCCAAUCUGCUAAGAUCAAUUAGAAUACCAUCCUCUUCCCGACUUUUUGAUGAGGUCCCGAAGCGUCUCUAUAAUGGUCUCUGGCUCAAUUCACUUCUAUAUGCGGACGAUGUGGUCAUUUUGGGCACAUUCGAAACCAUGCCACGGUUACUGAAGAUGGCCGAACAACAUUCAUUUGAACUGGGUUACCGGUGGAAUCCACUGAAAAGUGUGAUUGUCAACUCACCCAAGUACAUUGGCUCCUCACCCCUCAAACUUUACGGCUCUCCAAUUCCUUGCGCAGACCAUUUUAGCUAUUUGGGCAUCCCAUUCAACAGCAAUGCAGAGAUAGAUGUUACUAUGCUCAUUGAACGAAACACUCGAUCAGCAAUCGUGGCUAUGAGAACUGGAAUUCAACCUCUGGGAGUGCACUCUCCGUGUUUCUCUCGGCUCACCACAGCUAAACUCUACACUACGUUUAUACGAUCAAAAAUGGAAUAUGGUCUAAACAUUGCACUGUUGCUAAUCAAACACAACAAAUUAAUGGAAAAGGCCCAAGAUCAAUGUCUUCGAUUGGCGUUUGGUGGUCACAAAGCGGCUUCAACAACCGUCUUUAAACACCUCACCAACCUUCCCCACAUGGGUGAACGUAUCGACAUGAUCCGCUUGAAGAGUAAUGUACGCAUUUCAAUGCUGCCUACAUCGACUCUCAUUGGGUCAUUGUUACCUCAUUUAACCACAGCUCCUAUCUCGAUAAGAUUCCAAUGGCCCCGUCUGUUAAAUACGUGCAAAAUUUGGCCUACCAUUAACACUCCUCCCAAGUACACUUCGUACCAACAUUGGAUCGAAGUCAAUGAUAAGAAGCUUGCCCCUGCCAUAUUGAAAUUCCGACAACAGCAACUUAAUAUCAGCCUUACAACAACUACUGGCAAUAUCCUCCUCAAAGCAUGUCGACCGUAUAUUGGCGUAGACCCAAUACUACAAUUACCUAUGACCACCUUCGAAAGAAGCCGAUUACUCCGAUGGCGUAUGGGCUGGCUCCCUGCUCGUCGAGUACCAUGCUCACGCUGCGACCACCAUCAUGCAUCAAGGAAUCAUUUGGUUGACUGUCUUCGGGUAGCGGAAAAAUUCAAUAUAGCUCCUACAAGCAGCCCAAACCCGUUAGACUAUAUCAUCAACCAGCUUCCAAAAUGGUCCAGUCUCUCACCGUCUAUUAAACGACAACAAACCCACACAUACCAUAGAUGGCUAUUUUGGUGGCCUAUCCUAUCGGAUAUCAUGCUGGAAAUCGACCAGAUCUGCCAGCCAGAUAGUGUCUUCUCCCUCGAGGCCUCUGAUUGUACUGGUAAUACCACCCUCAACUGGCUUCUGCCAUAUCAUCGACAACAACAAAAUAGCAUUGCUAUCCCGCCUCUUAAAUCCACCUUAUACUGGUACAUGGACGAAAGUUCAUAAACCACGUCUUUGAAAUCCUUCUUCAACUCUCAAAUAUCUUUUUCC